UAGGCUGCGAACCAGACUGGGGUACCAGUUACAGGAAUUUCUCAGAUCCAGCGAGGAUAAGACAGACGGGGCCAUUUCUACUCUCCCACAAGAGCCCAAAUCUCACUGAUUCACCUUUUCCAUUCAGCAGUGCAAGAUUGGAAUGAGCUCCCCUCUGCCCUACAUUCGGCUGCGAAGAAAGAUAAAGUUUGAGUCUGAGCCAACGCUGUGGCCUCACCAGAGAGGAGGCUGGUCUUUCGUGAUAGAACAACUUCGCAGUCACCUUUUCGCUCCCGAUGGCAUCCUCGUCGUCAGUGCCCUGGAAGAGAACAUAUCCAACGAGGAAGUAAUCGAGGAGCCCUGGAUCGGAUUUGUUCACCAGGUUCCUCGGAGUAAUUACCCCUGGUACCCCGAUCUCGAGCGAAUGCUGACGAGCAAACAUUUCAUCAAGUCCCUCGAAAAGUGCCACGGGCUGUUUGUCAUUUCAACACGUAUCAAAGACUACCUCGUGAAGCAUGUCCAAGUACCCGUAGUGAAGGUUCUAUACCCAAUCACUCCGUUUCCGGAUGAGCUCAAAUUUUCCCGUGAAAAGUUUCAAGCCGAGAGCCCCAGGCGUGUUCUAUUCAUUGGGGAGUUCAUGAGAAAUUUCCAGGCCUUUUUCGACCUUGAGGCACCGGCAACGUACAAGAAGAUACUUCUGCGGUCUUCCGACGUCGAUUUAGCAAACCUCUACAACAACAAGAGGGAUAAGAUACGACUCAGAAUGAACGACAGUGUUACAGUUAGAGAGCGGGUGAGCAAUGACGAAUAUGACCAUCUCCUGAGCUCCAGCAUUGUGUUUCUGAACCUGUUUGAUGCCGGGGCCAACACAACCGUCCUCGAAUGCCUCUCUCGACACACGCCUCUUGUUGUCAACCGGUUGCCAGGGGUAGAAGAAUACCUCGGCAGCGAAUACCCUCUUUAUUACGAAACACUCGACGGAGCAAGUACGCUGCUUGCCAAUGACGAUAAGCUAAUGGAAGCAUCGCAGUACAUGGCCCAGCAUUUCAAAAGCCACCCACUGACGGGAGAGCGAUUCAUACGAGAAUUUGUCAGCUCUUCUGUCUACCGUUCCCUCCCUCUCCCGUCUUCGCAGCAAGCCGACACCAACCAAACAAAGUUCUCUCGGUUUGACCUGACUGUUGUCGUCUGCUCUUACAAAAGAGUCUACAACAUGAAGCAGCUUCUGGAGCGCUUCGUGAAGCAGGACUACUCCGGCCGCUUCGAACUCAUUCUCUGGAACAACAACAGAGAAACUCAAGCCGAAAUCGCCGAAAUCUGCGCCCCGUUCGAGAACCGGCUCAAUAUCCGUCUCAUCCAAUCCUCGGAGAACUAUUACUGCGUCAUCCGUUUCGCCGUGUCCCAGCUGAUGAGCAGCGAACUCCUCCUGGUGUGCGACGAUGACGUUCUUCCUAACCCAAACUACAUCUCAAAGUUUGUAGCGAAAUACGUGGAGUACGGGCGCAGGGCUGUGAUUGGUUGCCGUGGACACGUCUUUCGGCAGCACUCGCUCGACGUGGAGAAGCCCCACCUUUUCUGGGAAGACUACUGCAACAUGAAGUUCUUUGACGAGGGAAAGCCAGACCGUCAGGUCCACUUCCUCCACGCAGACAGUUGUCUCAUUCCGCGGUCCCUCCUCCUGGAAGUGGCGUCCUACGCCCUCCCCUCCCCUGACUACAUCCUCAUCGAUGACUACUGGAUGAGCUUUGUCCUCUCACACCACCUGAGGGUCCCCCUGUGGAAGAUAAAAGGUGAUGACAUCAUGGCGUUGACCGAGUGUGCUGACGAUGAGAACAUUGCACUCUGCCACAACAAGGACGUUAGAGAGCAGAGCGUCAAUUUUUACUGCUACCACAUGGCGCAGGGCUGGCCUGCCAGCUGCCCCCUGGAAAUAUAGGGGGCAUUAUGUAGAUUAGGGUUGACCUGUUCCUUUGCGCCAUGAUCUUAAUCCGCAAACUUGAGUUUCGUGUUCAGAUUAGCGUGUACAAUACAAAAGACACUUAAUUCUGUUACGGUUAUAAUAAAUAACUUUUUGGCGAG
Molecule: messenger RNA, 2058 nt
Organism: Geodia barretti
Lineage: Eukaryota; Metazoa; Porifera; Demospongiae; Tetractinellida; Geodiidae
Source: the annotation of a GenBank genome assembly